CGUGUGGCAGAUGAGAUGGACCUCAACGUGGGCCACGAGGUGGGCUACUGUGUUCCCUACGAGGACUGCUGCGUUCCAGAGACCCUGCUCAGGUUUUGCUUGGAUGAAGUCCUGUUGCAAGAGAUGACCUCGGACCCCCUUCUGCGGCAGUAUGGGGUGGUGGUGCUGGACGAGGCUCAGGAGCGCACCGUGGCCACGGAGCUGCUGCUGGGGCUGCUGAAGGACGUGCAGCACCAACGCCCAGAGCUGCGCCUGGUGGUGGUCACUGAGCCUCUCCUGGAGGAGCAGCUGCACCAUGUCUGCCAGGAUGCCCCCAUGGUGCGGGUCCCGGGGCUUGGCCCGGCCCCACGCAUGACCUACAGAGAACCCCUCCCAGGGGGCCACAUACCUGCUGCCUGCCAAGCAGCGUUGGAGCUUCAUCGGCAAGAGGAGGCUGGCGACGUGAUGAUCUUCAUGGCCAGUGAGCAGGAGAUCAAAGAGUGCUGCGAGGCCCUCCGAGCAGAGGCUGCGAUUUUAGAGGCCAGCCUGGGACCCCUGGUGGUGCUGCCUCUGCAUGCGGCUGUGGGGAGGGACAGCCAGAAGUUGUAUGAGGGCAGCCUGGGUGAUCGGGCGCGCCGAGUCAUUGUCACCCACUGGCUAGCAGACGCAGCCUUCUCUGUGGGCAGCAUCAGGCACAUCAUCGAUACGGGGAUGGAGCUGCGCAACGUCUACAACCCCCGGAUCCGGGCUGCAUCACAGGAGUUGCGCCCCAUCAGCCGGAGGCAGGCAGAAGCCCGGCGGCUCAGGGCUGCUGGUGCCCCUCCAGGGACCUGUUUGCGCCUCUAUUCAGAGGCCAGCUACGAGCAGAGGCUGCCGGCCGUCUCCCCCACUCACCUCAUGGAGGCUGACCUUCGCCGCCCCAUCCUGCUGCUCAAGAGGCUGGACAUUGCAGAUGUGGGCCAGUGUGACUUUCUCGACAGGCCAGCCCCUGAGUCUCUGAUGCAGGCCCUGGAGGAUCUGGAUUACCUGGCCGCCCUGGAUGACGACGGGAACCUCUCCGAGGUGGGCAUCAUUAUGUCGGAGUUCCCCUUGGAUCCCCAGCUGGCCAAGGCCCUCCUGGCCUCCUGCGAGUUUGACUGCGUGGAGGAGAUGCUGACUUUGGCCGCCAUGCUGACCGCGUGGCCUUGUUUCCAGAGCCCGGUGGCACGCUGGGAGGACGCGGUGGUAGCACGGCAGCAGGCCCUGCUCCACCCGGCCGGGGACCACUUCACCCUCAUCAACGUCUUCAACGCGUUCCACCAGCAGAGCGACCCAGAAAGCUGGUGCAGGAAACAUGCGGUCAGUGAGGCAGCCCUGCAGCUGGCUGGAGCGGUGCGGACAGAGCUCUUGGACGUGAUGCAGCGGAUUGAGCUGCCGGUCUCCCCGCCGGCCUUUGGCACCGACAGCAAUGUCCUGCAGCUGAAGCGAGCCCUCCUCACCGGCUUCUUCCUCAAGGUCGCCCGGGACAUCGAUGGCUCAGGCAACUACCUGCUGCUGACCCACAAGCACUUGGCCCAGCUGCCCCCCAGUUGCUGCUACCGACUGCGCCGCCCAUCCCCACGGCCCCCCUCCUGGGUGCUCUACCACGAAUUCACCAUCUCCCAGGAUAACUGCCUGAGGAUUGUCUCCGAGAUCCCGCCAGAAUUUGUGGCUGAACUGGCCCCCCAGUACUUCCUGAGCAAUCUGCCCCCCAGCGAGAGCCGGGACUUGCUGAUGGAGCUGCGGGGGACGCUGGCGGGGGAUGGCCCCCUUCCGGGUGAAGAGGAGAACCCCCAGCCCCCCAAAGUGGCUGAGGACGCAGGAGAUGCCUGUGUGCUGCAGUGA
Protobothrops mucrosquamatus (brown spotted pit viper) is the source of this 1842-nucleotide messenger RNA. It is a transcript of the gene DQX1, whose product is annotated as DEAQ-box RNA dependent ATPase 1. Gene Ontology annotation, molecular function: RNA binding. The record is from RefSeq and is a predicted model, not a curated record. Gene Ontology annotation, cellular component: spliceosomal complex; intracellular anatomical structure. The transcript has 10 exons. Lineage: Eukaryota; Metazoa; Chordata; Lepidosauria; Squamata; Viperidae. The coding region runs from base 16 to 1842 and encodes 608 amino acids.